AUGGCUAACACUGUCAUGCAAUUGGUAGCCUUGAUUGUGUGCAUAAUCGGCAUGGUUGGGACAUUAUCAGCUACUAUUAUGCCCCACUGGAGGAUCACAGCACACAUUGGAGCAAAUAUUGUAACUGCUAUUGUCUAUAUGAAAGGGCUGUGGUGGAUAUGUGCCAUAUUCAGCACUGGCAUCUUCCAAUGUGAUUCCUACAACUCUGUCCUGGAACUUCCAGCAGAUCUCCAAGCUGCCCGUGCCAUGAUGGUCAUCUCCAUUGCUCUCUCAUUGCUUGCUCUCACAAUCUCCGUUGUCGGUAUGAAAUGCACCGUGUGUGCCAAGGAUUCUCCAAUAAAAGACAAGAUUGCUGGCACUGGAGGAGUUUUCUUUAUCGUAGCUGGGCUAACGGGUUUGGUGCCAGUAGUAUGGACAAUGAAUGGCGUGAUACUGAAUUUCCACAACCCACUAAUUCCAGAUGACCUCAAGUUUGAAAUUGGUGAGUCCUUGUACCUCGGGGUUGUUGCUGCUAUGCUGAGCAUCAUUGGAGGAGUCAUGCUGUCCCUGUCAUUUAUAAGUAGGGGAGCUCAACAGUACAGUAGGCGGUCAAUGUCCUACCAGAAUCCCGGAACCAACCGUUCAGCUCCUGCACCAUCGGCUGCAUCUGUUCCUUCAAAAGCAGCAAAAUCGGAAUUCAACUCUUACAAUCUGACUGGUUAUGUGUAG
Molecule: messenger RNA, 708 nt
Organism: Carcharodon carcharias (great white shark)
Lineage: Eukaryota; Metazoa; Chordata; Chondrichthyes; Lamniformes; Lamnidae
Product: claudin-2-like
Exons: 1
Coding region: 1-708 (235 amino acids)
Biological process (GO): bicellular tight junction assembly; cell adhesion
Cellular component (GO): plasma membrane; bicellular tight junction
Molecular function (GO): structural molecule activity
Source: RefSeq, a predicted model, not a curated record